Messenger RNA from Prorocentrum cordatum, 321 nucleotides. The record is from the annotation of a GenBank genome assembly. NCBI's taxonomy places the organism in Eukaryota, Dinophyceae, Prorocentrales, Prorocentraceae.
AUGGGGGCCUUCUUCGGCCUGGACAGCACCGAGAUGGUGCGCCUGGGGCGCGAGAGGCAGCGCGAUCCUGCCCAGCCCGAGUGGGUCGACAGCCUGACCGACGCGGAGCUGUCCCAGAUCGAGCAGGACAGGUUCUGCCGCGCGUACAUGGCACGGGUCGGCUACCGGCCCGGCCGGGGGGAGGGCGCAGAUGCGUCUGGCCUGCGCUCUCCCGCCGAGCUGCUGCGGGGGCUCGACGCGAGCGAGCACGGCCUGCUCGCCGAGCUGAUGUCCAUGGACCCCCGCGUGCACCGCGCACGUCCGCAGCCCCGCCCGAGGUAG